GCUCUUAUCCAAUUUCCAAUGGUGGAAUGAUAUUCUGAUUUCUUUAAUCUUUCAAGAAGCAAAUGUGAUUGAUCCUGUCGAAUGCUUUCUUGUAAUCUAUUAACCAAUUCUUAUAGAAUCUGUUUGAAACGACCAAUUAUUGAUAAGAUCAAUAAGAGCAGAUAUAGUUGAAGAUCUUGGGAUAGUGCCGUACUGCUUUGAAUCGGCUUGUGGUAGGAGAGCAAAUUACAACUUGGUGAUCCGAUAUUCCGAGAGCAGCUUCAACAUCUGGUUCGUUGUAGUAAUUAGCAUUAUUGGUAUAGAUAAGAUCCAGCUUAGAUCCCUGACGUGCAUAUUGAUCUUCCGUAACUAAGAAAAUAUGGCGAUAGGACGCCAUACCGUCGUGUGGAUAGGGAGGUUUUCCGAUGCAUUUAUCAGGAAGGGGGUCGUCAAGAGCUUCGGUGUCCUACUUCCAGCUAUGAAAGUCUACUUGAACACGAACUACACGACCAUUGGACUCAUCCUUUCUCUCAACGCUGCUUUUACACAACUUGCUUGUCUGGUGAUGAAUCCUUUGAUAAAAUGGUUAGGAUCAAGGCGUGUAGCGAUCAUUGGUGGAACCAUGACAGGGCUGUGUACCCUCUGUACCGCUUUUACUAGUUCAGUUUAUCUAACAGGGUGUCUCCUGGUAUCAGCAGGAUUCUUUUCAGCUGGCUCCAACCUAGGAACGACGACGACUCUUCGGUGGCAUUUCGGACCACGUUUUGGCUCCGUGAAUUCCCUUGCCCUCAUUGGAAUAUCGGCAGGGUCUACCCUCUUACCUCUCCUGACGGCCGAAUUAUUAAGAAUCUACGGUAUCAGCGGGACACUUCUUAUACUUGGUGGCCUUCUCCUAAACGAGCUACCCAUUGGCGCGGUCAUGGUGCCACCUAGGAACCACUUCGUGCACGUUGCAACUCAUUCGGACGAAGUUGAUUGUGACACUAAAAUGGCUGUCAAUGGUGUAUUUGGGGAUAGUGACAAAGGGGGUGAGAUUUACCAUGUCGGAAAUGGCGUCUACAAUCUUGCUGAAAGCAAGAACGAAGUCGAAGUAUCGAUAGAUCAAGAACAGUCGGCUACAAGUGCCAAUUCGUGCCGAAGCUGUAUGAAAUCAACCAAGGACACGUUUGACUUCCGGAUAUUCCGAGAAGAGAAAUAUUUCACCGUCUUCAUGCUUCCAGUGCUCAUUCUUUCCGCUUUGGCCAAUUAUGGCUGGGUCCUCUUCGUGACGUCAUACGCGAUCUCGGUCGGCGUGGAUUCAUUCAAAGCUGCCUACCUCGCUGCCGUCGGCGCGUCCGGUGGCAUGGCUUGCUGUGCGGUGCAGGCUAUUAUUUUUCACUGGCAGCCAAGGUGGAGCCCGCAUGUUAUGGCCUUGUUGUCUCUUAGCGCUGCAGUGACAUUGAUGAUACAGACAUUGAACUCUACCUUACAUUCCCUGUUGAUAUGUUCUUUCGUCAUUGGUGCCAGUUUGUACGGUUUAUCUGUCGUGGUCGAUGCCGUCGUAGCCGUUAUAGUAGCACCGACAAAUUUCCAAGCAGCUAUUGCUUUCACCUUUGCCUUAGAAGGGAUUGGUACAUUGAUCGCCGGACCAUUCUCGGGAUUUCUCUUCGACUACACCGGGAGUUUUGAGACGGUUUUCUUGGUUCUUGGAGGCAUCGCUGCUCUUGCACACAUUCUUGGUGUCCUUCUUAUAAUCACCAGACGAUGUUCUAGACAGCAUCACAAAGUGGCUGAACAACGUCUCUAAUUACGAGAAUACAUGUGGAUGAACUUUAAAAGUCAGCGCUUUAAAAGCUCCGUUAAACAUUUGAAACGAUUUUGCCCUAUGAUAAUCUAAUCUAACUCGCGAACUCUCCCGAGCCCAAGAUGUUUUGUCUGUCUUUGGUCUGAUUCAGUUCAGUCCCACGGGGUAUGCGUGGUCUUGUGAUUACGUACGCUAGUUGUGGUUAAUUACAAUGCUGUAAUCGUUUGCCAAAUACAAUUGGCCUGGAUAUCGCUGCAUAUUUGUUUUUGAUGGUGACGUGUAUAGUCCGCAUUUUAACCUUAUAUUACCGUGAAUCGUCUCUGGGCUGUUAAUAAUAAUAUUUGAAAUUUAUAUAGCGCAUAGUAGUCAAAAGACUCUCUAUGCGCUUAAAACCUUGUAUCUCAGAAUUGAAAUAUUUCGAUAAUAGUUCAGAAUUAGCUUUAUUUUAGAGUGACAACAUGGCUUACAGCCUUCUUUUGCUUAGAAAUAGUUCUUGACAGGUAUCAAGAUAAUGUUUUCAGACAAUGAGCUUCCUCACCAUUGUCAUACUUCUAAAAUACAGCCUUCUUUUCUAAGCUGCCCUCAAAAUUAUCAAAGGUUUGAUAAACAUGUACGUGGUCUUACCAGCCCAAUCAAGAUAUGCAAAGUAUUACCAACUCUUAUCUUAUUCUAUGUGGGUCUGGCAUACAGGGGGCAAUUAUAGGUUUGAAGAUUUUUUUUUCGGAAGAAAUAUUAAUGCCAAUAGUGCUGACAUGGAUGAGCACUUAGAACCCUUGAUCAUGGUUCCUUGCAAUUUGUUUGUUUGGCUCUUACUUACCAUUUACUGAGCAAUAUUCAUUGAUUUGUGAAACAUAAGACCCCUGUUACACUGGAAUUUCAAUCUUGGGGCGCCCCGAGACUGGUUUCCAAAAGUUGACCUAAAUUUUUGACACCGGAUUAGAAACCUCCCCGAGACUGGUCUCGGGGCGCCCCGAGACAUCUUAGGAAAUCCGGUGUAUUAGGGGCCGGUCUGAGUCUGUCUCAUUUCUAAACUAUCAAUAACAUGCAAUAAUAAUAUCCAGUGUGAUACUGAUAUUAAACCAAUUUCAAAAUAA
This is a messenger RNA of Lytechinus pictus (painted urchin), 2856 nucleotides long. RefSeq names its product monocarboxylate transporter 6-like. The transcript is spliced from 6 exons. Gene Ontology annotation, biological process: transmembrane transport. Gene Ontology annotation, cellular component: membrane. Lineage: Eukaryota; Metazoa; Echinodermata; Echinoidea; Temnopleuroida; Toxopneustidae. Bases 359 to 1765 code for a protein of 468 amino acids. Gene Ontology annotation, molecular function: monocarboxylic acid transmembrane transporter activity. The record is from RefSeq and is a predicted model, not a curated record.